Actinia tenebrosa (Australian red waratah sea anemone) is the source of this 3220-nucleotide messenger RNA. RefSeq names its product MAM and LDL-receptor class A domain-containing protein 1. The record is from RefSeq and is a predicted model, not a curated record. Gene Ontology annotation, cellular component: membrane. Lineage: Eukaryota; Metazoa; Cnidaria; Anthozoa; Actiniaria; Actiniidae.
AGCUUGAGGGCAUUUCAUAAGAGCCGUUAGGUCGAGCACACGACAUUGAGUUCAAUCGUAAACCAGACGACGUAGAGGUUUCGCAGUUUUCUGGCCCUCCUCGCGUUGACAAUGCAGCUCAGUUGUGUAGUCCUUGGUUUCUUGGUUCUCUGUCUCUUUGAGGUAGUGUUUGCUGCUCCAUCUGGUAAUGGAGGAAAAGUCGAUCCUCUGGCAGGAACAUUUGGAAUAAAUGGUAAAUAUAUCUUCAUCGAAACAUCGAAUCCCAGAAAGAAAGGUGAAGCAGCCACCUUGAUAUCAGGUCCAUACAUCGGUGUAUUAUGCAUGCAGUUCUAUUAUCACAUGAGAGGAAGCCAGAUCGGUGAUCUUCGGAUCUACAUGUCCGAGAGAGGACCAGUUGGACAGAAACUCAUCUGGACGAAGGAGAAACAACAAGGACAGUUCUGGAAGAGAGAAAACGUCACUGUUUAUGGCUUUGCAUUUGAUAUCCUUCUCGAGGCUCGUGUUGGAGGAGGGUAUGAAGGCGAUAUCGCGAUGGAUGAGAUUACCUUCACUCCUGGCACCUGCUACCCUAAUGAAAAUCGCGAAAAACUCUUAAAAAGUCGAUCAAGUGCACAAGAAGAUGGAUUAGAUAACUCUACCACUAAAGGAAGUUGUGAUUUUGACUCAAGUUUGUGCGGUUGGUCAAACGAUAUCAUGAAUGACGACUUUGACUGGACACUGUCGGCGCAACCAACUGACACGAAAGGAACUGGGCCAGCGAAAGAUCACGGCGGAAAAAAAGGUGGACGCUUCAUGUUCAUCGAAGCCUCAUCACCAAGACGAUCGGGAGAGAAAGCCCGACUCUUGAGCCCGCAGUUGUGUGGCCAAGUGUGUCUGCGGUUUUACUACCACAUGUUCGGUGUCGGGAUGGGCAACCUCAACAUCUUAAGAAAAGAAGGUAUCAACGGCAAAGGGGACAGAAUUUGGUAUGCUCGAGGCAACUGGGGUACCAAAUGGCAUAGAGCUGUUGCAGAGAUGAACUCUGAUCAACAUUGUUAUCAGGUCAUAAUCGAGGGAAUUAUUGGAACGACGUACACCUCAGAUAUUGCGAUUGAUGACGUGUAUGUACAGAAGGGAAGCUGCUGCGAGAUGACAAGUGAACUGAACAGACUCGAUUUCACAGGAAACUGUAAUUUUGAUAAAUCAUUUUGCGGAUGGACGAACUUGAAGAAUGAUGAUUUUGAUUGGAGUCUUGGGAAGGGAAAAACACCAAGUGACCAUACUGGACCAUCAAAAGGAUUCGGGAAAACCGACGGAUAUGCCUUCAUUGAAGCGUCUGAGCCAAGAAUUGGCGGUGAUACAGCAAUCAUGGCCAGCGGUUAUCUACUGGGCUCAAUGUGCAUGCGCUUCAGGUACCACAUGUAUGGCGAAGACAUUGGAUCAUUGAGCGUAUUUAGGAAUGGCGACGGUGUUAAGCWGCAGUUAUUGUGGCAACAAGAUGGUAACCAGGGCAACACGUGGAAUGAAGUUGAAAUUGCUAUUGAUUGUARCGUUACGAGAUACUUGGUGGAGAUUGAAGCUUCUGUAGGUGGCUGGCGAGGAGAUAUUGCUGUGGACAACAUCAAGUUUACACCCGGUGCCUGUCCUCCUAAACCAGUUAUCAUCAAGAAUAUUAACUACACCACAGCUGCACCACCAGUGAUCAGUAAACUACCAGAUUUUGAUGGUUUUUGUAAUUUUGGCCGAGGAUUUUGCAACUGGGAGAAUGAUGUUGAUGAUUACUGCGACUUUUACAGGCAACGUGGACCAACUGCCACUCUAAACACUGGACCUUAUAAAGACUUCUCUGGAGAUGGUUACUACAUUUACCUUGAAGCCUCCAGCAGACGCCCCGGUGAAUUUGCCAGGCUGGUCAGCGGUUCGAUAAAGGACACCAAGUGCUUAAAGUUUUAUUACAACAUGCACGGAGAAGGAGUUGGAGAUCUUAGGGUCGAUCUGAGGGAAAGUGAAAACUUCAUUUGGAAUACCACGUGGUCUGUGUCUGGUGACCAAGGCUUAAAUUGGAAUCCAAUCGCUUUGACGAUUUCUGGAAAAGACUAUGUAAUUGGCAUUACUGCAGUUCGAGGACGCAAUUUCAUUGGAGAUAUUGCAAUAGAUAGCAUUGCGUUAACGCCAGGACCUUGUUUUGAUAACGAACUUGAAGUUGGUGCAGCCCAGUCAGCUAAGCUCGUUGAUUGUACCUUUGACAAGAGAGACAUGUGUGAUUGGAGGAACGAAAAGUCAGAUGAUUUUGACUGGACUAUACAGAGAGGAAGAACACCAACGGGAAACACAGGGCCAGGAAGAGAUCGUAGUGGCAAUGGAUAUUAUAUGUACAUCGAGACCUCUACUCCCCGUCGACCUCGUGACAAGGCCCGUAUGAUCAUGGAGGUCAGCCAGGACGUCUGCAUGACUUUCUUUUAUCAUAUGUAUGGUGCUGAUAUUGGGGUCCUAACAGUCUAUCAAAAAGAAGGCUCAAGCGAUUACGCAAGAGAAACGGUUAAAUGGAAAAAAGUUGGAAAUCAAGACAACAGAUGGAGUGAUGCGUCUAUUUCUUUUACAGCCAAAGGCAAAGGAAGUUACUGGAUCAUCAUCGAAGGCACGAGGGGGAGGAGCUACCAAGGUGACAUUGCCAUUGAUGACAUCACAUUUAAACCAGGUCCUUGUGCAGGAAGAUGGAGACAAUAUCAAAAUCUCUCUUAAACUGAAAUAGCAACACUUUCAAAGACUGCUGUAAACAUGAUCUGCGCCUGACUUAUACAGUAGUUUUACUCGCCUUAAACCUUAAUGAUACUUGUAUCAAUCCCAUACAAGCCACCACUAAAAAUACCAAGCAUCCCUUCAAACAACAUUCGGAACCUAAUACUCGAGUAAUACUUCUCAAAUUCUACUGAUAUGGAUAAAACAAGAUGUUUUCAAUGCACUCACCACACAUACUGUACUAAAUAUAUUAUCAAUAUGCGAGCAUCAAAUAUAUUGUAUCAUAUACCAAAUUUACUAACUCACAUAUAUAUAUCAAGAAAACAAGUAACAACRAAUAUUAGGCCGGCUUAGGAUAAGAUUUAGCUGUCAAUGGCAAUCAAUAAUUAUGAAGUUAAAGAUUUGUCGCAAUUUUUGUAAGAGCAUUAAUUACAGUUCAACUCGUAAGGUUAUCGUAAAGUAUURUUCUAAUUGAAAAUAAACGAACAGCAAAUGAACUUAA